Messenger RNA from Harpia harpyja (harpy eagle), 6899 nucleotides. RefSeq names its product zinc finger C2HC-type containing 1A (gene ZC2HC1A). The transcript is spliced from 10 exons. The record is from RefSeq and is a predicted model, not a curated record. Lineage: Eukaryota; Metazoa; Chordata; Aves; Accipitriformes; Accipitridae. The coding region runs from base 110 to 1228 and encodes 372 amino acids.
GCCGCCCGGCCAAUGGGAGCGGCGGUUGUUAGCGGGCCGGGAGGUGGCGGCGUUGCCACAGCAGCGGCGGGGCUGGGGCUCGGGCUGCAGCCGGUGGUCGGGGUGCGCCAUGGAGGGGCUGGAAGGUGAGGUUACAGUGCAAACUGGAGAUCUGUUGCCAUGUAGGAUUUGUGGAAGGACUUUCUUUCCAGCAGCACUGAAAAAGCAUGGUCCCAUUUGCCAAAAAACUUCUGCCAAGAAAAGGAAGACAUUCGAUUCCAGCCGACAGAGAGCAGAAGGAACUGACAUUCCCACAGUAAAACCUCUUAAGCCACGGCCAGAACCACCCAAAAAACCUUCCAACUGGAGACGAAAGCACGAGGAAUUUAUAGCAACUAUACGAGCAGCCAAAGGACUUAAUCUUAAAGAUGGUGGAAAACUCCCUCCACCACCUCCGCCAUCAUAUGACCCUGAUUACAUUCAGUGUCCGUAUUGUCAGAGGAGAUUUAAUGAAAAUGCAGCUGACAGACACAUCAAUUUCUGUAAGGAACAAGCAGCACGUAUUACUAAUAAGGGAAAAUUGGCAGCUGAUACCAAAGGGAAGCUUCCUACUCGAACACAGUACAAACCUGCUGCAGUUAAGAAGAUGCCUUCUGUAGGAUCAACACCGUCGUCAUCAUCACGCUUACCACAGCCAAGUGGUGUUAGCAAAACUGUUGUAGGUGCCUCUUCAAGUAAAGCACUAUCUUCAUCUGGAUCCGGUGGGAGCAAAAUUCAAACAUUAUCACCAGCUCAUAAAAACUCAUUGGGAAUGGUGAACCCACAAGCAGGUAGUAAGAUGGACAAGUUAGGCCCACCACUGCGAACUGGAAGAGAUGUGCAAAGGUAUUAUGACACUGAUACAAAAACAGACAGUACCAUCAAAAGACCAAAUGAGUUGUUGCCUGUAAAGAAAGGCGCAACAAAAACACGGACAUCAACCCCUCCUAGUGUGGCAAGAACCAUGAGUACGGGUGCUCUAACAAACAAAAGAAAAACUAGCAAUUCAGACAGUUACUCAAGGUCCGACGGUAAAAUUGGGUAUGACAGUGGAGACUACACAUCCUCAGUCAAUGGAGGAAGUUCAAAAAGCAGCGAAGGAAAUUCACCUGUACAGUUAUCAAAGUUCUGCCAUGAAUGUGGAACAAGGUAUCCAGUGGAAUGGGCAAAGUUUUGCUGUGAGUGUGGAAUUCGAAGAAUGGUUGUGUGAACACAUUCUUAAAAGCAAAAAGAAAAUGAGAAAUUGGAAGCAUCUGCUAUGUACUGCUGCAUGGAAAGCUAGAGCACUCCUUCCAGUUAGACUUCAUGCUGCAAACAUGUUGAAACAUCAUAUUGUAAUUUUCUGAGUGCAAUCUGGUUACAUGGUUAUUUAUAAACAAAUAUAUAUACUGUAUAUAAAAAUAGUAGGUACCUAAAACUGUGCCAUUCAAGGAAAUACUCUUUAAUCUCUGUUGGAAAUAUUUAAAAUUAAGGUAAAAAUGUGUUAAGUAACUUAGGUAGCAGAAGUGGUUCAAUGUUAUUUUUCUUGUAAAUCCUACUAGAUAAAGGAUUAUUUACAUCACUUAUGUAGGAUAAUACCCAUAGGGAACUAGCCAUGAGGAACUUGGGCUUCAAAAGUUUCUCCGUGGAGGCAUUUCUUUCAUAUGUGACAGUAACUUAGAUGCUAUGUUCUAAGUGAAAACAACAGGAGCAACUCCUUGUAAAUUCCUACUUAAAAGUGCAGAAAGUCUGGAUCCCUUUAAACUCUUUAACAGUAAUUUUCUAAUUGGACUUUACAGUUACUUCCUAGGAUUUUUUUAAAGAAUCAAAGUGGAAAAACUACCUGAGAAUUGUGUUCACAUGUAAGAAGAAAAGCAAGAUUUUUGUUUGUGGCUUUCCAUGUUCUGUUUUCUAAUAAGAACCUGUUAAUAUUUUUAUGUAUUUAUAAGGACAAAUACGGUAUCAUCAUUUUAUUAAGUUCCUUUUGUUCAGAAAUACUAGUCUUCCUCCUCCUGUGCUCCACCAUGACUAGCACAUUUUGUGCUUUUUGUCUUUAAAGGUUUCCGAAGGUCCCUCUCCUUUUUUCUCUUCCCUCAUUUCAUGAGAGACAAAGUCUAUGCUUAUCCUACCUAAAUGUUGAGCUUUUAUUUUGAAAACAGCCUUCCUGAUGUAUCCAAUACAAAAAAAAAAAAAAAUUCCAUAAAAAUGUAUGCUAUUAGAGCAGUAGGACUUGAUUAAAGUAGUGACUGUUUUUUAUUCUUGUUCCUGUGCAAAUAGCACAGGUUACAUAUGACCGCAUAAUGGAGUUACUGUGCUCCAUAGGUUUAUGUGUUAAUAUCUUACAUGGUUUUUUGCAAUUUUGUGUGUUCUUGGGCUCUGAACAGCGGGCUCUUGAAGUUAGUAACAGAUUUCACAUUAAUUCGUUGGGAAGAAGGGUCAGGCCCUGGAAGUUGUUGUUGUCUUUUUUUAUAAAUCACACAAGAUAUUAAAACUGUUCACAAGCUGAAUCACCUAACUUGUAUCUGAAUGUAGUAAUUUGUUGUGUGAAGUUUUGCUUUGAAGUACUGGCACCAUCUUAGUUAUGCGUGAAAGACCAAUCUGAAAUAACUUAAUUGUGCCUUUCCCACAAUAAAUACACUCUUUUUGUCAGAAAUUGUUACUUUCAGCUCACAAACACCAUUAGUAUCAAUUAAUAUAGUUUCUUUGUAGCUUAUGCAAAAUAUAAUGUAGUGUUCCAUGAUAGUACUAUGAUCAUUGUUUGCAUUCUCAAAACUUGUGUUUACUAUCAAUGGGGCCAAUUUUGAAGAAAGCAUGAUUGAGGAAAAGCAUCUCCAAAAGCAGGUACCAGUCUUGGAGGAUGAGAGAUUUAAAGAGACUUGAUGUAGUCAUGUUGCAGGCCACAAACUAUUGAUGUUUUAGAAUUAGUUCAAUGGUGUGGAAUUGUCUUACACUUUUUAUACAAAAUUAUUUUUAGACAUUAUCCUUCAUUCAGUGUAGUCUUGUUUUAUUAUAAUUUGCAUAAGCUGGCUACUGAGGAUGGAUGACUGGUAAUGAUAAUUAGAACUGACAAAUCUUAGCCAAAUUAUGUUCUAGGUAGUUUAGGUUCUAGGAUCCAUAUUUUUGGCACAUUCAUAUCUGUACUUGGAAAAAUCGGAAUCCUGCAUCUUUUGCAUACAUAAGCCUGCUUUAGAAAAUUUGCUGUGGACUUGGGCCAUGGAGGUCUGCAGACUGAAUUAUUGCAAGCUGAGUGUCCAUCAGCAAAGAUACAAGUCCAGAAUAGGUUUGAUCAGUUAGCGAAUCUACUGAGGAAUUAAUUCCUUUGACAUGAUGAAUUUCCAGUUCUUGUUUCUGCUGGAAAAAUGCAUUUUACCAUUUAUUGAAAAUGCUUUCUACAAAGGGAAAGUUUAGUAAGGAAAUAAAUACCUUCUAGGUUUUCCAGGAUUGCUGUAACUGUAGAAAAAACAUUGUUUCUCCUUCGAAAUGUAGGUGGCAGGUUUUCUAGUUUCAGAUCAAUCCACAUACAAUUACCGUAAUUUCUGCUUUUUGAGCUGUUUGUGUAACUCUUUGCUUCCAAUGCAGCAUUUAGUAAAUUACUCAAGUGACACAUCAUUUACUUCAUUUACACUUCUAUGAUUUAUAGCAAGGACUAGACAGGGGAUUAACCUGAACUGAAAGAAGAAUUUUUAAAAGAUUUCCUGAACUUUUAAUUUGGCCUUACAAGAAGAUCUAGUGAAACAUAAAUGACUGUUGAUAGUAACAUUGGAUAAUGUGUAUGUGUUUUGAAUCUACAAUAAAUAUAAACAGACAAUGAAAAUAUAAUUGACUAUGCAGUUUACUACAGCAUAGUGAGACUGUCAGAGGCCUAGUAUAUUUCCACUUUAUCAGCUGUUACUGAAUGACAUGGGUUUCUAAAGUCUCUGAUGUUACAGACCAUAGAUGGUAUUACACAAAUUAUCAGCACAGAUUGCUGUAAUUCCAUCUCAAUGGAAUGUUUGUUAGGAAAUAGAUUUGUUUUCAUAAUGCCUCUGCAGAACUGAAUAUGGGAAACAAAUUUGUUAUAUUUAAAGAAAAAAGAAACUGUUAAGGGAGAUGGAGUCUGAAUUUUGAAUCUUUAGGUAUAUUAGAUGUGUCAGGAAGUUCCCAAAUUUAAUUUAUUAAUCACCUACAUCCAAACCCACUUGCCCUAACCCUCCCCCCUGCCUUUAUGCCUUGGUUUUCAUGGGAGGAAAAAACAUGGGUACAUAUACUGAAAAGAGUGUUCCAAAAUGUCUUAAGAAUCAAAAUAUUGGUAAUUGUGAAGAUAAACCCCCUAGAUGAACUAUGCACUGCUGAUCUACUUCACUGAUGAGUCUAAACUUAGCUAGUGUCAUUGUCUGGAUGCCUUGUUGACAGAUAUUUAACUUGAACUCUAAGGAAUUUAGGCUUUUAUGUGUAAAACGAGGAUGAUAUGAUUACUCUGUUUUGCAUCUGUCUUUCCAGUUCUCUGUGUGUGUGUAAAUAUAUAUAUGUAUAGGGUGUGCGUGUGAGCGCACGCGUGUAUUUUGUGAGAACUCGUAAGUUAUACAAAUGUAAAAAAUGGUUUUGCUAAAGCAGAGUUGAUACAAAACAGGACUGAAUGCUACUGGAGGAUUGUGAAUCCUGAGACAGUAGACUAUUGCAGUUUCUGUCCAUCUAAAGUGAAAUUUAUUGAUGUGAUUGUUUUAAUGAUUUCUAUACCAAUGUCUGACCCUCUGACAGACUUUCGUUUACUGUCUGCCACUAGAUCUUCCUAAUGUGCUUACUGAGGUUCUUCCAUUCAAUUAGAAAAGGCAGAAAAAAGUCAAAGGUAAAAUUUCAUAUAAAGAAACAAGAAGGCUGGUUUUGAGGUCUGGCCUGAGGGUGUUUGCAUUCCCGUUCUGCUUUUGUGAAAAUCUGUUACACAAGGGAUACCUCUGUGCCAGAAGGGAGUGCAAGAUCAUUGGAACUAUACUGGUAAAAGUGCAGUGGAGUUACGAAAAAAAACCAGCUUCAGUAGUAAAACCAACAUAGCAUAAGGCUUAAUCUUUAUAUGAUGUAUCUUACACAGGUUUAUAUUUAUGCAUGGUACUCACAUCCUAGGUAGGUUCAGAACUGGAAUCUCUAAAUACACAGUAACUUAAGUAGAUGGUUGUAUGGAUAAUUAUACCCUCAGUCUUACACACCGCUCCAGAGAAGUGGGCAUGGGGAGGUGCUUCACCACCGUUUCAGCUUGUACCUAUGAAGUGAACGUUUAGGCAGAAAUUUUCAAAUUUGCCAAAGACACUCGAAGAGCCAUUAAAUUCCCCUGAGUGGAUUUGAAAGGCUCAACCUUGGCUGGGAAGCAGGCGGUGGCACGUGGGGAGCUCUCCAUGGUGCUCUGGGUGCAGAACCUGUUCUUGCAGUGCCGCAGGCAGCAGCUGCUCAGGCUCUUCCACGAGUGCCGCAGGUAGCGAGGUUCGCAGGCUAGUAACUCCAAAAUGUAUUUUAAGACCUGACCCAGUCUUCAAGUGUCAUGGAAGUUCUCUGUCAUCUGAGAGAGACUAGCUCCUAAUUCACCAUUGCAACUGAGAGUUAGUGCCUGAAAUGCAGUGUGCAAAGAGAACCGUUUCGUGACGCACGCUUAUCAAAUCAGUGGAAGGAGGUAUGACUGCAGUAGUUUAAAUGCUAAUAAACAAGGCAUGUAGCAGUGCUGAUGUAGGCUAUGUAAUUAGUCUGAGUAUAAAAUGAAAUGGUAUUGUCUAUGUUAUUGCAAGGUUCUCAAGAAGUGCUAGUUUCCAUCACAUAGGCUUUGUAUACAUGUAAAGAACAAACUUGUCACAAGCUUUUUUUUUUAAUGUUGGCACUUUUGCAACUUUAAUUCUUUUCAGUUUGAUUAAGCUAUGAAUAAUUAUAUGGGUUGUAUGGCAGGGUAGAAUUUUCAUCUUUGGUGAAAUUGGUUUUGGUGACUCUGAAAAUAGUUUUAUUGUCUUUCAAGUACAGCUCAUUCCAACUUGUGAUGGUUUUGUUGCUGGUUGGUUUGGUUUGGUUGGUUGGUUUUUUUUCAACCCACUGAGUAAGGUUUGAGUUAACCUAAUUGCGGUGGUGGAAGAAAUGUUAGGUAAAAGAUUCUCUAGCUGUAUUCAGCGGUUAACUUGGUUGAUAUUUUCUUUCCAGUAUUCACAAUAGAAGAGAUUACUCUUGCGUACUAGUUUAGUGGGGGUUUGUUUUUGUUAUGUCAUUCCAGAAUACACAUUUCUGGAGGAUCCUACUUAGCUCCAUUCCAUUUCAUGUUGCGAGAAAAAAGCUUUUUCAGAUUUUCUCUUAAUUAGUGUUUCUUCUCUACAAAAAUAAUCAAUAGCAAAAAUGUAUUUCUCCAAUGUGAACAUUAGCUUUUGAGUCAGCAAAUCAAAUAUUCAGUUUAAUAUUGCUGAGUAUUGAACUUAAGUUCUUAAUAGUCGUGCGUGGUUUACCAUAGUUCUGUAUUUGUAUUUGGAUUUCCGGCAGAAGCAUGAAUGGAUUUGGGUCCUAUCUGUAAAGUGCUGAGUAUUCUAGACUGUUACAAUACCUACUUUAUACGAUUGCUCCAACUCUUGGUGUUCAUCCUUCAUAUGAUACUUAGUAUGUAUCUUCCUAAGUUUAUUUAUUAAUGUUCCAUGUUUUUAAAUGAAGUGUUCAUUCCUGUGUUUGAGGUGAUUAAUUUUGUCAGCAUUGCAUUUAUUAUGUUUGCCUUGGCCCUCAGUACAUUGAAUAUUUGUGUUUGUGACCAUCCAGUGGUUUUUUUCAGAAUUCCUGGGUUGGUUUGCAUCUUAUUUGGUAUAUUAUGUUUAUUUUAAAGUGUCAGUUCUGUUUUAAUUAAUAAAUGUAAAUCACCACCUGAUGCUAAUUUGCCACUUGUUAACAAUAAAGCAAAUAUGCCAAUAAAACUU